Molecule: messenger RNA, 348 nt
Organism: Verticillium nonalfalfae
Lineage: Eukaryota; Fungi; Ascomycota; Sordariomycetes; Glomerellales; Plectosphaerellaceae
Gene: VMA10
Product: H(+)-transporting V1 sector ATPase subunit G
Exons: 6
Coding region: 1-348 (115 amino acids)
Biological process (GO): proton transmembrane transport
Cellular component (GO): vacuolar proton-transporting V-type ATPase complex
Molecular function (GO): proton-transporting ATPase activity, rotational mechanism
Source: RefSeq, a predicted model, not a curated record
AUGUCAGCACAGAACUCGGCGGGUAUUCAGACCCUAUUGGACGCGGAGAGAGAUGCGUCGAAAAUUGUGCAGAAGGCCCGCGAAUAUCGCACGAAGCGAGUGAAGGAAGCUCGGGAUGAAGCGAAGCAGGAAAUCGAGGACUACAGACAGUCCAAGGAGGCUGAGUACAAGAAGUUCGAAUCGCAACAUUCGGCGGGCAACAAGCAGGCUGAGGAUGAUGCGAACAAGGAGGCGGACGCCAAGAUCUCGGAAAUCAAGGCUGCAGGGCAGAAGAACCAAGACAAGGUGGUCAAGGACCUCUUGAAGGCCGUCUUCGACGUGAAGCCCGUGCCUCCCGCGGCUGCGUGA